Molecule: messenger RNA, 2397 nt
Organism: Huiozyma naganishii CBS 8797
Lineage: Eukaryota; Fungi; Ascomycota; Saccharomycetes; Saccharomycetales; Saccharomycetaceae
Gene: FOL1
Product: trifunctional dihydropteroate synthetase/dihydrohydroxymethylpterin pyrophosphokinase/dihydroneopterin aldolase FOL1
Exons: 1
Coding region: 1-2397 (798 amino acids)
Biological process (GO): tetrahydrofolate biosynthetic process
Cellular component (GO): mitochondrial envelope
Molecular function (GO): dihydropteroate synthase activity; 2-amino-4-hydroxy-6-hydroxymethyldihydropteridine diphosphokinase activity; dihydroneopterin aldolase activity
Source: RefSeq, a predicted model, not a curated record
AUGACCUCGUUUGAAAUAAAAGAUAGGAUUCACAUCAAGAAUCUGAAGCUACAGACCAUAUUGGGACCAGACCGCUGGGAUCAAUUGAACCCUCAGCGAUGUCAGGUGUGUGUAGACAUUGGUACGGAUUUUGCGAUGUCAUCUGCCAUGGAUGAUUUGAAAUUUUCUUUGAAUUAUGCGACUAUUAGCAAGGACGUCGCUCAGCUGGUCAGCAACAGGAAGAAUUGGCUGACUGUCGGUAAUUUGACUCGAUCGAUAUACAGCUUUCUGAAGAAUGACUCCGAUUACAAGAGCGGAGUUUUAGACCUCACUGUAUCGUUACAAUGCCAGGAUGUCCAUUUAAGAACCACUGAUAUAUCUUGCGUGAUCAGAGAUGAUCUGUUCGAUCUAUGGCGGAUCCAUAACUUGGAACUGUUUUGUGUUUUAGGUGUUUUCACUUUCGAAAGGUUGCAGAAGCAGAAAAUUUCCUUGGACAUGGAUAUUUUGUGGCCCAGGGGAAGCGACAACCACAAGUUACUCAGAUCUCUUAUCGACAAAACAGCCGUUUACCUUGAAAAUUCCAAUUUCAAAACGGUGGAAGCGUUAGUGGAGUCAAUAACUCAGUUGGUUAGCCAGCAGAUCAAUAUUCCAGAAGAAAAUUUUAGCGUACAGGUGAAAGUAACUAAACUAAGCGCAAUAACGGAUACGGAUGGCGUUGGUGUGAGUUGCAAAAGAAGUGGCAUUGAGAUAAAUUGCGAAGACUUGGUCACUACAAAUGAGAGUACUACGAAUGACUUAACAUUCAACCUCCCAAUUGAGAACGGCUCCGGUACAAUAUUCAAUGGCCAGUGGAAUAAAGCAUAUUUGGCGUUCGGUUCAAACAUAGGAGACAGGCUAAACUUUAUCACAACUGCCUUCUCCCUACUACAAGCAAAUCCGAAGGUAAGGCUUGUAAACUCUUCAUCGUUAUUUGAGAGCGAACCAAUGUAUUUCAAAGACCAACAGCCGUUCAUGAACGGCUGCGUAGAGAUAGAAACAACGUUAGACCCUCAAGCAUUACUGGCAUUUUGCAAAAAAAUAGAGUACGAAGAGAUCAAAAGAGUGAAGCAUUUUGACAAUGGGCCGCGCUCUAUCGAUCUGGAUAUUAUAAUGUACUCGAACAGCGACGGCGAGCAUGUGCUAGUGAACGAUCAGAACUUGGUUAUUCCGCAUCCGAGAAUGUUGGAGAGGACAUUUGUGUUGGAACCAUUGUGCGAAUUAAUCGCACCUGAAAUGUUGCAUCCGAUCACUGCUGAACCGAUAACGCAUUAUCUGUCUCAAAUCUAUGAGAUGGACAAUGACGAGAAUAACCUUUGGAAGCUGAUUCCACUACCAUCAUUACAGAAUGAAUCGCAUAGAUUCCUAAAGUUCAAAACCGUCACGAAAUUUGACCCCGUGCAUACGAGUGUGACCCAUCGGAGAACAGUAUCACCCACGUAUGUCAUGGGUAUUUUUAACACGACGCCUGACUCCUUUUCGGACGGAGGGGUCUUUUAUCAAAAUUCCAAAGAGCAGAUCCUCUCCAAUGUCAAACAGAUGUGUGCAGAUGCGCUGGAACUACACGACCAGGUGAUUAUUGACAUUGGUGGGUGUUCUACAAGACCAAAUUCAGCUCAGCCGUCACUAGAUGAAGAAAUCGAGCGGACAAUUGAAGUUAUUAAAGCUAUCAGAAACUGCCCCGAUUUGAACCAAGAAAAGGUUCUGAUAUCUAUUGAUACUUACAGAUCCACUGUCGCGGAGAAAGCGAUAGAAACUGGGGCGGAUAUCAUCAAUGAUAUAUCUGGUGCGUCGUUUGAUCCUAGGAUUCUCGAUGUUGUUGCAGCAAACCCAUACGUUGCAUACGUGAUGUCACACAUACGGGGCGAUAUCAAUACUAUGAGCAAGAUGACACAUUACGAUACUCCGAAGGAGUUUACUACCGAGGGGACCGAUUACAUUUUCAACGAAAUAUGUGACACUAAGGCGACCCAUUUCGUUAGAACUAUAGGGCGUGAAAUGUCCCAGACGUACCAAACCGCCUUGAGGAAAGGUGUCAGACGUUGGCAAAUAAUAAUGGAUCCCGGUUUGGGUUUUGCUAAAAAGGGCACCCAAAACCUUGAUCUUAUCAGACAGGUGCCGUUAUUGAAGAACUACUCCUUCGUCAACAGCAACACUGGGGGGUAUACGAAUCUGAGAAAUAUCCCAGUCCUGAUUGGACCGUCGAGGAAGAAGUUCAUUGGGGCCAUUACUAAGGAAAAGGUAGCAGCCGAUAGGGAUUUUGCCACGGGCUCCCUCGUAACUGCAUGUGUAGGAUUUGACUGUGAUAUCUUGCGGGUACACAACAUCAAAAACUGUGCCAAGAGCAUAAAAAUAGCAGAUGCCCUUUAUAAAGACGUAUAA